GAGCGCUUUACGGCGCGAUGAGGGACAACACUGCAGUUUUCCUGCUUUCUACUGUCUGAAUGUGUCUUUCUCAGGAUGGAUCCUGUGGUUCUGAGCUACCAGGACAGCCUGCUGCGGCGCUCUGACGUCUCCCUCCUGGAAGGACCUUUCUGGCUCAAUGACCAAGUCAUUGGAUUUGCCUUUGAAUAUUUCGCCGCUGAGCGCUUCAGAGUCCUGGGCAGUGCCAUCGUCUUCAUCAGCCCAGAGGUCACCCAGUUCAUCAAGUGUGUCUCCUCUCCGGAUGAGCUGGCCCUCUUCCUGGAGCCCCUGGAUCUGGCUUCUCGUCGAUGGGUCUUCCUGGCCGUUAACGACAACUCCAGCCAGACGGCCGGAGGCUCGCACUGGAGCCUCUUGCUCUACCACCACAACUCCAACCACUUUGCGCACUACGACUCUCAAAAUGGCAGCAAUUCGCUGCACGCACGGCGCAUCGCCAGCAAGUUAGAGCCUUUCCUGGGUGCGGGGAGGAAAGCGCUGUUUGUGGAGGAGCCCUGCCCGUCACAGCAGAACAGCUAUGACUGCGGCAUGUACGUCGUCUGCAUCGCCGAGGCCUUGUGUGAGAAGACCAGAGUGGAGGGCUCACCGCGCCUUCCCGUGCCAAUCAUUACCCCAACCUACAUCACACAGAAAAGGGCUGAGUGGUGCAGACUGAUCCAGAGUCUGGCUGAGAACGACCUCUGCUGCUCCCGGUCCUUCCCUUAGCACAAGAGCAACCGUCAGCCCCACAUAUCUACUGCUGGAGAAUCUGAAUGCACUCCUUGUACACACUAAAUAAAUACACAUGAAGUUUAUCUCUAUUACAGUCUCUAUCAUACUCCAUAAUAGUAUUUAAAAAAGAAAUAAAGCAAUGAUAGGAACCUAUGAUGCUUCUGAGAAGAGUUGGUGUCAUGUUUAUCUCUUGUUUAUGCACAAAAAGUAUGUAAAGAGGAACACCAGCAUGCCUACAAAACCCACAUACGUGCUCAGUGAGAAUGGAAAGUACGUCAUGUGGAAAAGGAAGAACUGACUUUUCUUCUUUUGUCCAUUUUACUAGUUUGGAGCAAAUUUUGAAAUGUUUACACAGAUUAUUGCUCAGGGUCAUUUUUAAUGAAUUGACAAUAAGAAUGUGCACAUUAACCCUUAAAUGGGCUCCUACUUUUAUUUCUCACCAGUUCUGGUCUUUUGUUUUGUUUCUUUUGAAAAGCUGUUUUAUCUACAAGUACUUUAGUUUCGCAACAGAAGAGUUUUGUGGUGAGAGGAUGAGCGCCGCAUGCUUCUGGGACAAAAGGCGACGUUGAAUGCUGGAAUGUAUGUUAUGUUCUUGCAGAUGUGUCAGAGUCAAUGAUGAUCAAAUAAAUGUGGCUGUUGUCACACGUUUAUGGAGUAAAAAAAGAAAAUCGUUUGGGGGGUUUUUC
Cololabis saira (Pacific saury) is the source of this 1433-nucleotide messenger RNA. RefSeq names its product SUMO peptidase family member, NEDD8 specific (gene senp8). Lineage: Eukaryota; Metazoa; Chordata; Actinopteri; Beloniformes; Belonidae. Bases 76 to 741 code for a protein of 221 amino acids. Gene Ontology annotation, biological process: proteolysis. The record is from RefSeq and is a predicted model, not a curated record. Gene Ontology annotation, molecular function: deNEDDylase activity; cysteine-type peptidase activity. The transcript has 2 exons.